Molecule: messenger RNA, 3955 nt
Organism: Suhomyces tanzawaensis NRRL Y-17324
Lineage: Eukaryota; Fungi; Ascomycota; Pichiomycetes; Serinales; Debaryomycetaceae
Product: oxysterol-binding protein related protein
Exons: 2
Coding region: 308-3955 (1215 amino acids)
Biological process (GO): maintenance of cell polarity; exocytosis; endocytosis
Cellular component (GO): cytosol; membrane; nuclear envelope
Molecular function (GO): protein binding; sterol binding
Source: RefSeq, a predicted model, not a curated record
GGUUGCUAUUGCUUUCCUGGGCAUGGGAAAGUGACAGUGUGCCAACAUAGCCUCGUUGCGGAUUCCUCGGAAACUCUGCGGGGACGCGCCUGGCACCGUGGAUACCUGGAAUUCCUUCCCAGAAUAUAAGCCCAUCCAUGACCCCAAAGCAUGUGACACAUAUCACGUGAUUACACGACCCCGGUUACCUACCCGACAGCAAUGUAUGGCCGACGUCACUGAUCGAGAUCUGCUCUGCCAUUAGAUCAUCAACAGGAGGAAGAAGCGCUACGAACCCCACCUAGAAGACAUAGUCAAUCGUGCUCGUAUGUCGUCUUCCCAGUUGAAUGCCUCGUUGUUGAGGCUCAAGCUCUUGGAUGCUCUAAGAAGCGGUGAAACCGCCAAAGUUGAUGCGAUCAUCAAUGAGUUGACCUCUACCAAGUCGACCAUCAAGAACAUCGAUAUCGUCCAGUUACACCUGACAAUUCUACACUACGCAGUGCAAGUGGCACCUUUGGCCACAUUACAAUACUUGUGCACCAAUGCCCAGAAGUACAACCUAGACAUCAAUGCCCAGGAUCAGGAUGGCAAUACUCCCUUGCACUUGGCAGCAAUGUCCUCAAGAUUCGAUAUCGUCAAGUACUUGCUCUCCUUGCCCGAGAUCAACGACACGAUCGUUAACUUGAACAAGAAACAGCCGGUUGAAGAGUGUAAGGAUUUGAGCAUCGCCCAAUUGAUGCAGAUUGAAAGAGCCAAGUUUGUUGAGCAAUCCGCCAGUAAAUUACGCCAGUACUUUAGCAAUCGUGAUAUGGACAACUUGGAGAAGCUUUUGGUCUCGAAUCCCAGAGCUUCUGAGUUGUUGGACAUAAAUGGUGCUGAUCCCGAAACAGGCAACACUGUCUUACACGAGUUCAUUAAGCAUGAUGAUAUUCAAAUGUGUGACUGGAUUUUAAAGCAUGGCGGUGACCCAUUCAAGAGAGACAAGAGAGGAAAGUUGCCUAUCGAUUUGAUUAACGGCAAGAACGAUCCUUUGAAGAAAUUGUUAAAGGUCGCCUCUAAGGAUCAGACCAUCAUGGAUCCUGUUGUAAACACCUCCAAUGCUAUCAAGUCUGGAGGUGCCCCUACUUACAAAGGGUACUUAAGAAAGUGGACCAACUUUGCUUCGGGUUACAAGUUAAGAUACUUUCAAUUAGACCAAAAUGGUAUUUUGUCAUAUUACACUAAUCAAGAUGAUACUAAUAAUGCAUGCAGAGGAUCCUUAAAUUUGGGAUUUGCUACAUUGCAUUUGGAUUCUUCCGAGAAGUUGAAAUUUGAAAUCAUUGGUAAGAAUGGAAUGAGAUGGCACUUGAAGGCUAACCAUCCAAUCGAGACUAAUAGAUGGGUAUGGACUUUGCAGAAUGCAAUUACAAUUGCUAAAGAUAAUAUCAAGAGAAAGAAUAAAGGACUGAUACAAGCAGAAGAAACCGCCGAGCAAAGUUCAAUUAAGGGUGCCGAAGAACAUGAAGGAAGAAAGCAUAGAUUUCACAUUCCUGGACGGAGAUCUCUUUCAAGGCACAGAAGAACUGAUAGUAAUGUGUCAUUGAACUCAGAAAUUGUUGACUCCAGUUCUUUAUCUAGAUCAAGUACCCUUUCCAAGAAAGCUGGAGGCUCACCAAAUUUGGCUCAAAUCAAUGAAAGUAAGCCUGUUCAAGGGUUAGUACCUCCUCAAUCAAGAUUAAGUGUUGAUGAUCAAAGUAGUUUCAACGCAGAAGCAUCUGAUGUUGAGAAUUUCGACUACGACUUAGAUGACAACGAUUUUGAUAGUGAUACCGGCUCUAUUGCAGUAAACAGUGAUCCCUCGAGAGACAAAGUUGAUGGUCCAUUAGCGGAUCAAAUUUCUACUGUGAAGAGAUCGUUAGAUGUGGAGUUAUCCUCCUUAUUAGACCUUUUCAAUCAAGUGAUCAACUCCAGAAGCAGUGCAGGGAAUGAGGAAUCGAGCUCGGCCUCUAGUGAACUCGGAGUUUGUAAUGUUGGAUUAAGUACUUUGAACACAAUUCAGGAUCUUUUCCAAAAGUAUGAUUCUCUCAUACAGUCAAGAGAAUCCAAGUUUGUCCGUAAACUUGAAAGACAAGUUGAAGUGAACAAGUUGUGGGAAAAUUCCAUCAAACAAUUGGAAGAUGAGAUUCAUCAACGUGAAGCAAAGUUGGCUGAAUACGAUGGGAAGAAGAAGCAACUCAAAAAGUAUUUCUCUGCUAGCAAAGUUAGUGGCUCCAACAGUCCUGCUGCCCUUGGUCCUUCUGAUUCUUACUCUGGAAGUAUUGAUGCUGCUUCGGAGGUUCCAGGCGAUGACAAAGUAAUUGAGACUAUUUUUAACGAUUCCGAUGAAGAGUUCUUUGAUGCUGACGAAUUUGAAGAUGCUGAAGAAUCUGAUGCCGAAGUUCCUGAUAUUAAUAUCGAAAGUGCCAAAGAAGUUGAAGCUGACAUUAGAAAUGAGAAUGCUCCUUCUGUGGGAGCCACCAUUGGCGCGGCUGGUGUUGCUGGUGUUGCUGGUGCUGCCAUUGCUGGAGAUAAGUCUCAUCAGGAGAAAUCAUCAACUGCUCCUGAGUCAUCAAAGGCUAAGGCCGUUGAGAAGGAAUCAAUUUCCGAAGAAGAAAGAACUGUCCAAACUGAAGAGUCAAUUGAAACCUCGAAUUCAAACCUCAACUCUACUCAUAGCAAGGUUAACGAAAUGAUUCAACAAGAAGGUUCGUUCCUUGGUUACGAAAAUCCUCCAAGACAGAAAUUGAGCAUGGAUGAGGACAACAGACCCAAGGUUGGGUUAUGGGGUAUCUUGAAGUCAAUGAUCGGUAAAGAUAUGACCAGAAUGACUUUGCCCGUUGCUUUCAAUGAACCUUGUUCCUUAAUUCAAAGACUUGCUGAAGAUGUGGAGUACAGUGGGUUGCUUGACCAAGCUGCUACUUUUGAUGAUUCUACUUUGCGUUUACUUUAUGUUGCUACUUUUGCUUCUUCAUUAUAUUCUUCAUCCGUUGGAAGAAUCGCAAAACCUUUCAAUCCAUUGUUGGGUGAGACAUUUGAAUACUCUCGUCCUGACAAGAAUUAUAGAUUGCUUGGUGAACAGGUUAGUCACCAUCCUCCUGUUAGUGCAUGUGCUGCAGAAUCUCCAAAGUGGGAUUAUUACGGACACAAUGAGGUCGAUACCAGUUUCAAGGGUAGAUCAUUUGACAUCAAGCAUUUAGGUAAGAUGUUUUGCACCCUUAGACCCGAUAAUGGAGUAGUUGAUUCCAAAGGACAGAAGGUUGACCAUGAAGUGUACAGCUGGAAGAAGGUCAACAAUUCAGUGGUUGGUAUUAUUAUGGGUAAUCCAACCAUUGAUGUGUUUGGUCAAAUGGAAGUCAAGAAUUUCACCACUGGUGACAGUAUCAUUGUUGAUUUCAAGCAACGUGGAUGGAAGGCUUCUUCUGCUUACCAACUUUCUGGUCAAGUCAUAGAUAAGAAGGGCACUCCUAGAUGGGCAUUAGGUGGUCACUGGAACUCCAAGAUCUUCGGUAAGAAGAUUUCUGGUUCCGAAAGCGGCCAGUCUUUAGACAAUGCCCAAGGAAAGGUAUCCAGUGAUCCAUACAGUGGCCAGAAAUUCUUGAUGUGGGAAGUCGCACCAAGACCAAAGGUUCCUUUCAACUUAACUGCAUUUGCUACAUCCUUGAAUGGAAUUGAUGAUAAUUUGAAGGGAUGGUUAGCUCCAACAGACACCAGAUUGAGACCGGAUCAAAGAGCGAUGGAAGAAGGUGAGUACGACUUGGCCUCUUCAGAGAAGCACAGAGUGGAAGAGAAGCAAAGAAGUGCCAGAAAGAAGAGAGAGCAGACCAAGACCACCUACAAGCCUAACUGGUUCACUAAAGACAAACACCCUAUUACUGGUGAUUCUUACUGGAGAGCCAAGGGUGACUAUUGGGCCCAGAGAAAGGAGCACAACUUGGCUAAAUCCGGUGAUAUCUUCUGA